This is a messenger RNA of Pleurotus ostreatus (oyster mushroom), 393 nucleotides long. RefSeq lists its product as uncharacterized. The transcript is spliced from 4 exons. Gene Ontology annotation, biological process: mitochondrial respiratory chain complex IV assembly. Gene Ontology annotation, cellular component: mitochondrion; mitochondrial inner membrane. The record is from RefSeq and is a predicted model, not a curated record. Lineage: Eukaryota; Fungi; Basidiomycota; Agaricomycetes; Agaricales; Pleurotaceae. The coding region runs from base 1 to 393 and encodes 130 amino acids.
AUGGCGAACACAGACCCCGGUCGUCCAAGUCCCUCCUCCUCCGCCAUUCCACCACCUCCAGGCUACACACCGCCUACCGGGAACCUCCCUACCGACGUAUACAAUGUACGAAAGAGCAUCAGAAAUAUAGGCCAAAUACCAUGCGCGCGGAAUAGUCUCCUCAGUGGAAUUGCCAGCGGAGUGGGCAUUGGCGUAAUUAGAGGCCUUUCUGCAGGACCCCUUGUUGCUGGCCAUUGGGCUAUGGCGACGUUCACUGUGAUUUCCCUGGGCUCGUGGCAUGUCUGUCAGAGACAAAUUCGCCGGGAGCAACAGAAUGUCCAGAAAAUCAUUGAAUCGAUACCACAGCGAAGUCUAAAGAAUGGAGGCGCGACAACGCCUCGAGCAACGGAAUAG